UGUGCACGACCCCACGAGUGUCAUUAUUUUGAAACUGUGUUCGUACAAUCUGCUUUUACAUACUACAGAGUACAGUACGACUUGCUUCUACCAAGACUGGCAAGACAAGACAGUAACCAGCAUUUGAUUCUGUCCGGUAAUUCGUGCAAGAAGUUGGAAGGCAGUGCUUAGUGCGAAACAGCGGCUGUUCUUACCUGCAGAUAUGGCGUACCCACCUGGCCCACCGGGAGGAUACCCACCUGCGGGAGGUGCUCCGGGUGCCUAUCCACCAAAUCCUGGAUACCCACCUGCUGGUGGUGGCAUGGGAUUCGAUAUGCUAGGUGGUCCGCCGGGUGGAGCUGGCUACCCUCCAGCAGCUGGUGGUGCUGGUUACCCUCCACCGGCAGCUGGUGGUGCUGGAUAUCCACCACAGCCUGGCUAUGGAGCUCCUCCAGCCGCUGGCGGAUAUCCGCCGGCGGUGGGUAGUGGCAGCUAUCCUCCUCCAGCUGCUGGAGCGCCUGGAUAUCCAUCUCAACCAGGCUAUGGCCAGCCACCUCCAGCUCAGGGUGGAUAUCCGCAACAGCCUCCUCCUGCCCAGGGUGGAUAUCCGCAACAGCCUCCUCCUGCCCAGGGCGGUUAUCCGCAACAGCCACCUCCAGCUCAAGGUGGCUAUCCACAGCAGCCUCCACCCGCCCAGGGCGGAUACGCACAAACACAGCCAGCUGCUCCUGGGGGAUACCCCCAGCAGCCUCCACCCGCCCAGGGGGGAUACCCCCAGCAGCCUCCACCAGCUCAGGGCGGCUAUCCCCAGCAACCUCCACCAGCUCAGGGCGGCUAUCCCCAGCAGCCUCCUCCAGCUCAGGGUGGAUAUGCUCAAACUCAACCAGCUGCCCCUGGUGGAUAUCCGCAACAGCCACCAGCUGCUGGAGUUCCACCCCCAGCUGGCUAUGCGACUACUCAGCCUGCAUCGCAGCAGAGUGCCCUGCCCACACAGCAGAUGGCCUCCAUGUCCAUUCAAGCUCCUGCAUCAAGGCCUACAAUCAAGCCUUGUGCUGGCUUCAAUGCUGAGAAUGAGGCGCAGGCGCUGCGCAAGGCUAUGAAAGGAUUUGGUACCGAUGAGAAGGCUAUCAUUAGUUCCCUGGUGAAGUGCAGCAAUGCCCAGCGCCAGGAAAUUAUCCAGCGCUUCAAGCUUAUGUUUGGCAAGGAUCUCAUCAAAGAACUGAAGGGUGAACUGAGCGGUGACUUUGAGGAUGCUGUACUGGCACUGAUGAUGCGACCAGCUGAAUAUGACGCACAAAGCCUGCACAGAGCAAUAGCGGGUGCUGGCACUACGGACAGUGUGCUGAUUGAGAUCAUGUGCAGCCGAACCAAUGCGCAGAUUCAAGAGAUCAAAGACGUCUAUCGCAAGAAGUAUAGAGACCUUGAGAAGGACCUGAUCGGUGAUACCAGCGGUCACUACAAGCGCUUGCUGAUCUCCUUGUGUCAAGGUUCACGUGAUGAGAACAUGGCCGUAGACAUGGCCAAAGCCAAUGCUGAAGCUCAAAAGCUGUACCAGGCUGGCGAGAAGAAGUGGGGAACUGAUGAGUCACAGUUCAAUCAAAUCCUGGCUGUGCGAAGCUCGCCCCAGCUCAAGGCGACAUUUGAUGAGUAUGCAAAGAUUGCCCAGCGUGACAUUCUGAACAGUAUCGACCGAGAAAUGUCCGGCAACUUGAAAGCCGGCAUGAUUGCUAUUGUCAAGGUCAUGCGUAACCCGCCGGACUACUUUGCUGAACGCAUUUACACGGCAAUGAAAGGAGUGGGCACCGAUGAUUCUGGCCUGAUCCGCGCCAUUGUCAGCCGCUCAGAGAUUGACUUGGAGAAUAUCAAAGAAGCCUUCUUUCACAAGUACCACAAGACCAUUGGCAAAUGGCUGCAGAGUGAAGUCAGCGGUGAUUACCGCAGACUUCUCAUCGAUAUUGUUGGGACGAACUAAGCAUCGGUUUCAUCACUUGUCGUAUAUUUUUGUGUGCAUGAGUGGUCACAGCACCUCCAGGCACUUUUACCGGACUGCCUCGUUUUCCACGUCUUGUCGUAGUCUUCACUUGGCAUUAUGUCAUGUCAGUAACGUCCUUCUUUUUCUUUUCUUUUUACCAACAACUCGCAUGAUUUGUUUCAAUAUUCAUGUUACCUAAUAGUUUCCUGUUUGUAUUGCUGAACUACUUGUAGCUCACUGUUUGCCAUCUACCAAGUUUCAACUCUUCCUUAGUCUUUUUUUCUCCUGUCAGUCAUCACUGCAUCAUUGGCCUUUACUACUAAUGUACUAUAGCACAAGAUUGUUUUACCUCUUAGAAGUUAGAACACUGCACUUCCAGUGUUUUAUUUUUUUACACUUGUGAACGGAUGAUCUUCACGACA
Sycon ciliatum is the source of this 2373-nucleotide messenger RNA. Its product is annotated as annexin A7-like. Gene Ontology annotation, cellular component: cytoplasm. The transcript has 17 exons. Gene Ontology annotation, molecular function: calcium ion binding; calcium-dependent phospholipid binding. The record is from RefSeq and is a predicted model, not a curated record. NCBI's taxonomy places the organism in Eukaryota, Metazoa, Porifera, Calcarea, Leucosolenida, Sycettidae. The coding region runs from base 203 to 1951 and encodes 582 amino acids.